This is a messenger RNA of Erigeron canadensis, 813 nucleotides long. RefSeq lists its product as uncharacterized. The coding region runs from base 1 to 813 and encodes 270 amino acids. NCBI's taxonomy places the organism in Eukaryota, Viridiplantae, Streptophyta, Magnoliopsida, Asterales, Asteraceae. The record is from RefSeq and is a predicted model, not a curated record. The transcript has a single exon.
AUGGGCGACGAAGGUGAGAAAACCCCCGAUUCCAGCAAAAACAAAGACAAGAUUGAAACCUCUGGUUCCAAUCCUCACUCUCUACACCCUGUAUACACUGUAACAAACAUCCAACACAAAGUUCGUGUUUUGGACGGAAGCAAGGUAACCUACUCUUCAUGGGUCAAGCUUUUUCAACUAAAUGCUCGCGGGUAUAAGGUCUUGGACCAUAUUGAUGGCAGCCUACCACCCGAGGAAACAGAUCCGAACAUGACCUCUUGGCUUGAGAUCGAUGCCAUUGUCCUUCAAUGGAUAUAUUCGACUGUUUCCGAUGAUCUUCUGGUUCGAAUUCUUGAAACCGAAUCAACCGCACUCGAAGCAUGGAACCGACUGGAAAAAAAAUUUCUCAACAACAAAGGCCCUAGAGCAGCUGCGUUAGAAAAAGCCUUCACUAAUCUUACCCUCAAAUCCAUGUCGUCUCUUCGUGACUAUUGUCAAAAACCUCGAGAAAUUUCGGCUCUAUUAGCCGAUGUUGAUCAGCCUGUGUCCGAUAAUCGACUUAUCAUUCAACAUGUCAGCGGUCUUCCGCCUGAAUAUGACGUCGUUGCUGCUCAACUACACAAGGAUCUCCCACCAUGGGAAGAAGCAAUCAAUCUUCUUGAUGCUGAAGAACGUCGUCAACAGGCCCAUCAACAAGUCGAGUCUAUUGUAGCUGCUGCUGUCCCUGACCCACCUCCACAACACUCCAACCCACCUGCACCUCGGCGUGACAAUGACUCACGUGGUCCGAAUCGUAACAACCAACGUCGUUCCAACUCAGGAUUAUGGCAAUGA